Messenger RNA from Polypterus senegalus (gray bichir), 2040 nucleotides. RefSeq lists its product as uncharacterized. The record is from RefSeq and is a predicted model, not a curated record. Lineage: Eukaryota; Metazoa; Chordata; Cladistia; Polypteriformes; Polypteridae. The transcript has 2 exons. Bases 219 to 1052 code for a protein of 277 amino acids.
GUUUCAGGAAGUGUGGCUUAGCAAUUGUGAAGUACUGUAAUGCUUAACUGGCAAAUGGGUUUUGACAAAUGGUUGACGUUCCACGUACACUCAUCAGCGUUUGUUUCGUGAAAGUCGGUAGGUGGCAGUAAAGACAAGCGGAGGCAGUCAGACUACGUUUAUUCUUCGAGGCAAAAGCCACGACUGCGAUCGUUUGCGUCGUUGUCUAUCCAGUAAACAUGGACGAGGAGGCGUCUUACCAGGAGGUGAAAGAGUGGCUCAGCACAGGAAUCGACCGGAUAGCGAAAGCGACCUCGCGGACCGUCGCGAACAAACUAGCUCAGCUGAAAAACAAAGAGCUUCCCCUGUCCCGUGCAAAACGUGCGGAAGAGGACAGUCAAGCUUUGGAAACUGCGCGUGAUUUUAACAGCUGCGUGUCCGUCUUAGUAGAAGAGGCGGUGAUGGCGGCCUCGGAGAUCCUCAACUCUGAAUUUGAAGACUUGGUAAAGAAACAGUAUGCGGAUUUCCGUUCUGAAAUCUGUGAAUACGAAAAAGAGAUUGAAAGCUUGAAGCAGCAACUGGAAAUCCCCCAGGGUGACAAGUGUUCUAAAGACAAGACUUCUGCACGACCCCUUGUGUGCAACAGCGAUCCCCAGUUAAAGGAGAGAGAAAUCGGGGAUCCUGAAACUCAUCCCAUGGAGUGCACGCCGGGACCCCAAAGUGGGAACUUCACGCAAGAGACGCAGCAAAACGACUUUAAUACUGAUUGCAUUGAAAUUGAUCCCUCUCCUGUCAACGAAGAUGCCCCUUGUUCGUCUCACAAUCAUGAAAGGACUGAACUGAGCUCAAGGAGUGGAGAACAAGGACCACCCGAAGCUUAUUUCCAAGCUGCAGAAGGCAUGGCUUACUUUGGCCUGCGGCUCCUGGAGGUGGGCAGUGUUGCCGCGUGGGGCACCACAGAGAGCAUUUGGGAGAAAACUGAAGGAGGAUUCACUGAGAAGAUAUCUGAUUGUGUUACACAGAAUGAUACUGCAGAGGUUUUGUGUGACGAUGAGGAGCAGGCAUCCAUUUGAACAAAGGAGAAGAUGAUCAGUUGUUAAUGAGGGGGCUCUGAGCUGGAGCUCCCUUUACCUGGCGGGCCAGAGAGUUCCAUUAUGGAGUGUGCUGCUGAAGAUACAUCUACUGAAAGUAAGCCUUAAGGAAGCACAUGUGAGGUUUCCUUGAGCUCAGGCCAGCAGAAUUAUGGGUAUUGUGGUGAAAUUGCAAGGGGGUUGACAUGCCACACCUGCAUAUGGGCAACCAAAAACCUCUGGUAAAUUACAUCAAGGAAUACAGAGAGGAAAAUAAUGCCAAUGUAGUGAAUGCAAACAGGUCUUCAAAGAAAGGCACAGGCUUAAACAACACAAGAGGACCCAUUAAGAAGAAAAGCCACACCAGUGCCCCGAAUGCAACAAGAGUUUUGACCGUAAAUGUCACUGGAAGAACAUUGUACCAGUGUAAUAAACAUGGCAUAAAUUUCCACUGGGGUAAAAGCCUAAAACGUCACCAGAUAUGUCACAUGCAUUAAUAAACAGGCCAGCGUAAAGAAUGUGUCAAAGCUUUGCUCAAAAGUCGAAAACUAAAAAUCAACCUGAGGGGAAAAUCAUUCCUCAAGUGUGCUGAACAUAAAAUGACACCAAGGUGAUAAAGAAAAGUGUAAAAACCAGCAAAGAGUCCACACAGUAGGAAAAACUCUACCAGUGUAACAAAUCUGAGAAGCACUUCAGCCGUAAACGAAAACCUUGAAGGCUGCUAUGUAAGUCGCAGAGUAACAAAUAUGGCGGCCCUUUCACUGAGAGUUUACACCAGAGGCUUGAGUCGGGGGAACAGCCAACCAAGUGUAACAUGGUGACUUCUAAGAACCUUAAACGCCAUGUGAGAAUUCAUGCAGGACAAAAGCCAUACCAAUGUAUGGAAAACAGAAAGAUCAUCUGUGAGAAGGUGAGGUUUACAAAGUAAUGUGUAGUACUAGGGUGUUGUACCGUGUUAGCCAUUAUGAAUGUAGUGAGACGUCAAGCAACA